UCUCGGCCCUCACGCCCCUCGGGCCGUCGUUUCCCUCCCGGCCCGACUCGUCCCAUCGCGCCCUCGUAGUCCAAACCCGCCUACACCACCUUCUUCCCCGCUCGCGCGCCCGCGCCCCACCCCCGAGCCUCGAGCGCCCCCGCAGACGGACCAGCCACAGGGCCGCGGUCCCGUCGGCCCGGUGCACCUGGCGUCGCGGGCGCUGUAGCAUGGAAGACGCUGGCCAGCGGCAGCACCAGCCGCCGAUGACGAAAUUGCCAGGCUUGACGCCGAGCCACGGCACGACGACGCUCAUUCACCGCUCCGGGCACUGCUACCAGCUGCACCGGCCGCACCUGGCCCUGCCGGCGCAGGCCGCCCCGCAACUGCGGCCCCACAAACAGCUCAGGACGGGCACGAGCGCCGACACGGAGGCGCCGGCGUCGGACGCCGCGGUGGACGCGGCCGCCGCCAACAGCGCCGCCAAGCUCCAGCACAAGCAGCGCCAGGAGCAGGUCGCGGUCCUCACCACGAGCGUCCUCCUGCUGCUCCACCGGCUCGAGAGCCGCACCGCCCCGGGCGCGACGCAUCUCCUCGAGGGCGCCGGCGCCCAGCCCCUGGCGCUCCAGAGGGCGAAGCCCGCGCGCCACCAGUCGAGCGCGAGCACCCACGUGUCGAGCCUCUACCCGGAGAUCCUCGCCCUCAUAUUCAGUAACCUGGAUGUGAGGGACCGGGGCCGCGCGGCUCAGGUGUGCGUAGCGUGGCGCGAGGCCGCCUAUCACAGGUCAGCCUGGCGCGGUGUCGAGGCGCGCCUCCACCUGCGCAAGCACUCCUCGCCGGUGUUUCAGUGCCUCGAGAGGCGCGGCAUAAAGCGCGUCCAGGUGCUCUCGCUGACGAUGCGCCGUGGCCUCGGGGAUGUGUUCCGCGGCAUACCCAAGCUCCAGUCGCUCAAUCUCUCCGGCUGUUACAAUAUGUCGGACGCCGGGCUGAAUAGCGCCCUCGGCCAGUCGUUUCCCUCGCUCACCGAGCUCAACCUCAGCCUCUGCAAGAACAUCACGGACGCGAGCCUCGGGAAGAUCGCCCAGUGCCUGAAGAACCUCGAGAGCCUCGAGCUCGGGGGCUGCGGCAACAUAUCGAACGCGGGCAUGCACGUGAUCGCCUGGGGCCUGAAGAACCUCAGGCGGCUCGACCUACGGAGCUGCUGGAACGUCUCCGAUCAGGGUAUGGCGUAUCUCGCCGGUCUCAACAGCGAGGCUGGCGGCAACCUCGCCCUCGAGCACCUCAGUCUCCAGGACUGCCAGAGGGUGAGCGACGAGGGCCUGAGGCACAUCGCCCAGGGCCUCGCGACCAGCCUCAAGUCCAUCAACCUCUCGUUUUGCGUGCCAAUAACGGACUCGGGCAUGAAGCACAUAGCAAAGAUCGCGAGUCUACGCGAGCUCGACCUUCGCUCCUGCGACAAUAUCUCCGAAAUCGGGAUCGCGUACCUCGCCGAGGGCGGCUCACGGAUAUCCGCCCUCGACGUCUCCUUCUGCGACAAGAUCGGCGACCAGGCGCUACAGCACAUCAGCCAGGGUCUCUUCAAUCUCAAGAGCCUCGGCCUGUCGGCCUGCCCGAUCAGUGACGAGGGCAUCUGCAAGAUCGCCAAGACCCAGCAGGACCUCGAGACCCUCCACAUCGGCCAGUGCAACAGGCUCACCGACAAGAGCGUGUUCACAAUCGUCGAGAGCAUGCCCCAUCUCAAAUGCAUCGACCUCUACGGCUGCACGAGAAUCUCCAAGUUCGGCCUCGAGAAGAUCGAGGUGAAGCUGCCGCCGAUCUCCCUGAAUCGGGACCUGCGACAGGAGCGCCGGUGAUAGCGUUCAAUGGCCCUGUGGACGCAAUGACCUUCACUAUGUUGUUACGAGGGCUUGGCGCUCGCAUAGGACGAGGAGAGCGGCCGCGACUGGCGCCCGCUCGAAGAACUUCGGCUUCGGACGAGUAAACUCAGGAGCCGAGGCGCAGCAGCCAUCCACCUGUACCCCGAGACCGCUCGACACACACUGCGCCGCCAAUGGAUUCGGCCUGUCCUGAGAGGAGCGGAGCGAGGCUAUCAAAGGGGCCGACUCCUGGUGCGGAAGCCACGAGUCCAUGGGGACCGAGGCAUGCGUGCCUCUUCCCUCGGCCGGUCACUUAUCCCGGGCGUUGCGCAAGCCUUGGCACUUUCUUUCGUUUUCACAUUUGGCUUCUCGACUCUCGUUACGUUCCUGUUCGUUUUGUUGUUUAUCCGUUUAAUUCCGCCGAUUACGCAACGUCUCCCGCGCUGCGGUGGCGCGCGGCUCCUUUCUCUUUCCGCCUCCGAGGCCUUUUUUCUCCUCUUUUUUUUUGUUUUU
Molecule: messenger RNA, 2348 nt
Organism: Ceratosolen solmsi marchali
Lineage: Eukaryota; Metazoa; Arthropoda; Insecta; Hymenoptera; Agaonidae
Gene: Ppa
Product: F-box and leucine rich repeat protein partner of paired
Exons: 2
Coding region: 210-1832 (540 amino acids)
Biological process (GO): SCF-dependent proteasomal ubiquitin-dependent protein catabolic process
Cellular component (GO): SCF ubiquitin ligase complex
Molecular function (GO): protein binding
Source: RefSeq, a predicted model, not a curated record